This is a messenger RNA of Cyclopterus lumpus (lumpfish), 648 nucleotides long. RefSeq names its product transcription factor 7-like. NCBI's taxonomy places the organism in Eukaryota, Metazoa, Chordata, Actinopteri, Perciformes, Cyclopteridae. The transcript has 6 exons. Gene Ontology annotation, molecular function: RNA polymerase II cis-regulatory region sequence-specific DNA binding; DNA-binding transcription factor activity, RNA polymerase II-specific. Bases 1 to 474 code for a protein of 157 amino acids. Gene Ontology annotation, cellular component: beta-catenin-TCF complex. The record is from RefSeq and is a predicted model, not a curated record. Gene Ontology annotation, biological process: canonical Wnt signaling pathway; regulation of transcription by RNA polymerase II.
AUGGGUCCGGUAGACCAGGGAGUCCAAGUCAUGUUCACCAUGGACCACAUCAGCAUCAUGGCUGCCCUCAAAGGGUUGUUACUCGACGGGCACGUCCCUCCUUCCUCCCCGUACAGCCGGCCAAUCGGUGCCUCUGCUGCCCAGCGGGCCGACGCCCACUCGGGGGCCGCCGGACAGGUGGUGAAGAAGCCUCUGAACGCCUUCAUGCUCUACAUGAAGGAGAUGAGACACAAAGUGCUGCAGGAGGGACGAGAGAGAGAGAGCGCCGCCAUUAACUGCAUCCUGGGACGCAGGUGGAACGCUCUGUCGCGAUGGGAACAGUCCAAAUACUACGAUCUGGCCCAGAAGGAGCGACUGCUCCACAUGCAGCUGUACCCUGGAUGGUCCGCCAGGGAUAACUACGGAAAAAGGAAACGGAAGAAAAGCCAGCAGACCACAGGAAGAGGCCCACGCUGGACUCUGAGUGCUGCAUGAGACCCCUGAAACAAACACAAACAAACACACAAACAAAACAAACAAACAAACAUUGUCUGUCGUCUGCACACUCGCUCUAGAAGUUAAACAUAAAUAUUAUUACAUGUUAAAGACCUGAUGGAUCAUAAGCACAUUUCAUCACGAUGUGUUCGAGGAACCUUCACACGGAGAGUU